AUGUUAGAGAGCUUCUCAAUUAGUAGAACCAUGAAGCAUAGAAUACACGAUUGUUCCGAGUCGAACAAGAAGCGAAGAUUGGAAAAAGAAGAAAACGCCAUGAAAGCAAGAAAAUUUUCUCGUCAAGAAUAUCUGAAAAAAAGAGAGAUUAGGAAAGUGGAGCAAUUAUUAGAUGAAAUUGAAGAUGAGGAGUUUCUGUUCCAGGGUGUAAAAUUGACGAAAGCAGAGACGUUUGAGCUAAGUUACAAGAAACAAGUAUGUGAUCUUGUUAAGAAGAAACAUAAUGAUGAUCACGACAUGGAGGAGUACAAAAUUCCUGAUGCUUAUGAUCAGGAAGGUCGUGUAAAUCAGGACAAGAGAUUUUCUGUGGCUUCGGAGCGUUACAGGGAGGAUAAAAGUGUUGCUGCAGAGACGAUGAACCCGUACGCGGAGCAACAAGCAUGGGAGGAUCAGCAGAUUAGUAAGGCAACUAUGAAAUUUGGCUCGGAAAAAAGAAAGAAAGAGGGCGGGGAUUAUGAUUUUGUCUUUGACAACCAGAUUGAGUUCAUAAAACAUGAAGUAAUGAAUUGUACAAGUUGUUGUGGAGAGGCCUACGGUGACUCACUUGAAAAAUCUAUGGGCAAAUCAGGUUUUGAGAAGCUUCAGGCUGAUAGGAGAAGUUUACCAGUCUAUUCGUAUCGAGAGGAGUUGCUUAAAGCAGUUGAAGAACACCAAGUUGUCAUUGUUGUUGGAGAAACUGGUUCCGGGAAGACUACUCAGAUACCUCAGUAUCUCCAUGAGGCCGGGUACACAAGACAUGGAAAGAUUGGAUGUACACAGCCACGUCGUGUGGCUGCUAUGAGUGUUUCAGCUAGAGUGUCUCAGGAAAUGGGAGUUAAACUUGGACAUGAGGUUGGUUAUUCCAUUCGUUUUGAAGAUUGCUCAUCUGACAAGACGGUUAUUAAGUAUAUGACAGAUGGAAUGUUGUUACGAGAAUUUCUAGGGGAACCUGAUCUUUCAAGCUACAGCGUGGUGAUGGUGGAUGAGGCUCAUGAAAGAACACUUUCAACUGAUAUUUUGUUUGGUUUAGUUAAGGAUAUAGCAAGAUCCCGUCCUGAUCUUAAGUUGCUUAUCUCUAGUGCAACUCUUGAUGCCAAGAAGUUCAGUGAUUAUUUCGACUGUGCUCCAAUUUUCAACAUACCGGGAAGGAGGUUUCCUGUUGAAAUAAAUUACACAAGAGCGCCAGAGGCGGAUUACUUGGAUGCAGCAAUUGUCACUGCUCUUCAAAUUCACGUGACUCGACCCCUUGGAGAUGGUGAUAUAUUGGUCUUUCUCACUGGUCAGGAGGAGAUUGAGAUGGCUGAGGAGAUUCUUAAGCGUCGGACAAGGGGGUUAGGAACAAAAAUAGGAGAGCUGAUUAUCUGCCCAAUAUAUGCAAACCUUCCAACGGAGCUGCAGGCAAAAAUAUUUGAACCUACUCCGAAAAGUGCAAGGAAGGUUGUCCUGGCCACAAAUAUUGCAGAAACAUCAUUGACAAUUGAUGGGAUCAAAUAUGUUAUUGAUCCGGGUUUUGUGAAAAUGAAAUCUUACAGUCCUCGUACUGGGAUGGAGUCGUUACUGGUUACCCCAAUUUCAAAAGCUUCGGCAAAUCAACGGGCUGGACGGGCUGGUCGGACAGGUCCCGGGGAGUGUUUUAGACUUUAUACUUCCUACAACUAUCAAAAUGACUUGGAAGAUAAUACUGUGCCUGAAAUACAACGAACCAACCUUGGAAAUGUUGUUCUCAACCUAAAGAGCCUUGGCAUUGAUGACCUGGUGAAUUUCGAUUUCAUAGAUCCACCACCAGAAGCAUCUUUAUUGAAAGCUCUGGAGCUUUUAUUUGCAUUGAGUGUGCUUAACAAAAAAGGCGAGUUAACUAAGGUGGGGAGGAAAAUGGCUGAGUUUCCUCUUGAUCCUAUGCUGUCCAAGAUGAUAGUUGCUUCUGAAAAGUAUAGAUGUUCUGAUGAGAUGAUAUCAAUUGCCGCGAUGCUUUCAAUUGGAAGUUCAAUCUUUUAUCGUCCAAAGGACAAACAGGUUCAUGCUGACAAUGCACGAAUGAAUUUUUAUACGGGUCAUGUUGGAGAUCAUAUUGCAUUAUUCAGGAUAUACAAUUCUUGGAAAGAAACCAACUUCUCAACUCAGUGGUGUUAUGAGAAUUACAUUCAGGUCCGGAGCAUGAAACGUGCCAGAGAUAUCCGAGAUCAGUUGGAAGGGUUACUGGAGAGGGUUGAAAUUGAAGUGAUGUCAAGUUCAGGUGAUUUGGAAGCUAUAAGCAAAGCCAUAACAUCAGCUUAUUUUCCCAACUGUGCAAGGCUGCAGAAGAAUGGAUCCUACACAACUUUAAGACAUCCUCAAACUGUACAUAUCCAUCCUAGUUCAGGUUUAGCACAGCUACUUCCAAGAUGGAUUGUAUACCAUGAAUUAGUUCAGACAACUAAAGAGUACAUGCGGCAGGUGAGCGAAAUCAAACCAGAGUGGCUGAUUGAUGUAGCUCCUCACUUCUAUCAGCUAAAGGAUGUCGAAGAUACUGGAUCUAAGAAAAUGCCCCGUGGGCAGGGUCGAAGAUAGGUAUACAGUAGUGUAUUUGAUUCAGAGUUCUGACUUCUGACAUGGAUACAGAUCAAGAUAUGUAUCAAUGAGGUGUUUGUGCAAUAUGUAAUCUAGUUGUUUACCCUUAAAACAUAUAUAUGAAAGCGGCUGUCAGUGGCUGCCAGUGAUUUGAAGCAAUAUGCAAUUUUCUGUCUUCUAGUGAUAGCUCAUAAACUUUUAUAUAUAUUAUAA
Daucus carota subsp. sativus is the source of this 2799-nucleotide messenger RNA. Its product is annotated as pre-mRNA-splicing factor ATP-dependent RNA helicase DEAH1. NCBI's taxonomy places the organism in Eukaryota, Viridiplantae, Streptophyta, Magnoliopsida, Apiales, Apiaceae. The transcript has a single exon. Gene Ontology annotation, molecular function: ATP binding; helicase activity; RNA binding. Gene Ontology annotation, cellular component: intracellular anatomical structure; catalytic step 2 spliceosome. The record is from RefSeq and is a predicted model, not a curated record. The coding region runs from base 1 to 2586 and encodes 861 amino acids.